GAUCGAUUAGCAAUCAUGCAUGUAGUACUUCAGUUGCAAUCAGACUGCAGACAGUAACGAUAGUUCCAUGCGAUCUGUUCGAGGUUCGAGCUAAACGAGCGUCGAGCACUUUCUUGAUUGCGGGGUUAAAGUUUUUGGGUCAAGUAUAAUCUUCUAAGUUCGCAUUCAUUAUGAAUUUCAUUGAAUAUCUGGUUACCUUAUGGUAUUUCUCAUACCACGCACUAGCACAAACCGCUUCUUCAUUGUUAAUGCUUCCAAACGAUCGUUGUACUUUGGACGAUUGUCAUCUUCGGUACAAUCAAUUGUCGUAUGAACAAACAAGGAGACCAGUUUUCGCUGAACGCGCAUAUUUGAAAGAAUUCGCUCACAUUGGGGCAAUCGGAUGGACUCAGCCGGAUGGCACUAUUUCGUGGAACUGCGGUGGAACACUAAUCUGGGAUAAUUUUGUACUAACAGCUGCCCACUGUGCCGUGGAUUCCAACAAUAAACGACCGGACGUGAUUAGAUUUGGGGAUUUAAAUAUUUACAGCUCCGAUGAUGAUGAGUACGCUCAACAGCUUAAAAUUAUUGAAGUUAUAAGACACCCUGAGCAUCGGUACGCUGCUCAAUACCACGAUAUUGCACUGAUGAAACUGGAGAAAAAUGUUACCCUUCAUGAAACGGUAGUACCGGCAUGUCUUUGGGCUGACGAAGAAAUGAGGUUCAGAUCGUUGGAAGCUGCCGGUUGGGGCAAAACAGGAUAUGCUACGGAGAAAACACCUGUACUGUUGAAAGUAUCCCUCAAACCAAUGGACAACGAAGAGUGUGGUAAAAUUUACACGAAUGAUACAAACCGCAGGUUACGCUUUGGUCUCCAGGAUCAUCACAUUCGUGCUGUGGAUGAAAAAAUGGAUACUUGCGAGGGUGAUUCAGGAGGUCCACUUCAAGUUUAAUUGACGCACAAUGGAAGGCUGACACCUUUCAUUGUUGGAGUCACGUCUUUCGGAGGGGUUUGCGGAUUUUCAACUCCUGGCGUAUACACGAAGGUGUCUUCCUAUCGCGAUUGGAUUAUUUAUACGAUGCAAAACCACGGAUC
Messenger RNA from Wyeomyia smithii (pitcher-plant mosquito), 1075 nucleotides. Its product is annotated as serine protease snake-like. The record is from RefSeq and is a predicted model, not a curated record. Lineage: Eukaryota; Metazoa; Arthropoda; Insecta; Diptera; Culicidae. Gene Ontology annotation, molecular function: serine-type endopeptidase activity. Bases 171 to 932 code for a protein of 253 amino acids. The transcript is spliced from 6 exons. Gene Ontology annotation, biological process: proteolysis.